Octopus sinensis (East Asian common octopus) is the source of this 5676-nucleotide messenger RNA. RefSeq names its product S phase cyclin A-associated protein in the endoplasmic reticulum. The coding region runs from base 1654 to 5655 and encodes 1333 amino acids. The transcript has 24 exons. The record is from RefSeq and is a predicted model, not a curated record. Gene Ontology annotation, molecular function: zinc ion binding; nucleic acid binding. NCBI's taxonomy places the organism in Eukaryota, Metazoa, Mollusca, Cephalopoda, Octopoda, Octopodidae.
CCACCACCACCACCACUGUUGCGACUACCACUACUACUCCUUAGCUACAACAAUAACAUUACACCUAAUGAUAGUAGUAGUAGUAGUAGUAACUACCGCAGCAGUGUAGACUCGGCUGGGAUAACUUUUUACCUGAGUCUUAGACACACGUCUGUGCACUGUAUAUAUACAUAUAUACACAUAUAUAUAUACACACAUAUAUAUAUGUUUGUAUAUGAUUUAGUAGUUGUAAUAAAUAAUGCUUUGAAAGAAGAAAACGAAGGACAGCGAAACAAAAUUAGGAAAUAACUAUACUGGUGCCUUACAUAUAUUCAUACAUACAUAUACAUACAUACAUAUAUAUAUAUAUAAUAUAUAUAUGUGUGUGUAUAUAUGUAUGUGCGUAUAUAUGCCUUGGAAAGAGACGAGGAUACAUACAUGGUAGACAGGAAUUCAUCUUGUGGAUUACAUAAUAAUUACUGGAAUAACAGACUCCCAAGAACUGGAAACCGAAACCCCCGUUCUGAUACACCUUACUUUCCAAGGGACCAAGCUUAAUUAAUUGUUUCUUGUGUCACCCCUGUUCCCUUUAAGUUGUUUAUUUGUUGUGUGCCCGCUUCCCCGGAAGAAAGAAUGUAUUUCUUUGAAGAAGUAAUGACUAAAUUUAUGAACGAUUUACUGGUCUCCAUCUGAAGAAAUAUUAGACAGGUUAUAAACAAAAUACCAAAAAAAGAAGAAAAAAAACAAGAAAAAAAAAAGACAAUCUUUACAAAAUGCGGAAUUUCCGUUUUAUUCCAAGAUGUGGCAUUACAUCAUCACAUCUCACUCCACAAACUCAUUAACACAUCGCUUCACCCUAAACCACAUCGUUUCUUCCCCAAAAGAACUCGUUACAAAGCACUGACUCAACACCUACAAUUAUAAUCACCUAAAAAUUUUCCCUAAACCCAAAUACACCCAGAAAAUUAAAGAAACACACACGCAUAUAGCUGCAACCAUUUUAAAGAAUUUAAGUUUCUUCUAGAAUUUCUGUAUAAUUCUGAUAAAUGAAUGGGGCUUUCUUUUCAGUAGAAAUUAUUCUAUGUUGAGUUUAUUGUGACUAAUAUAUUAAGGGGGCACUUAGAAAGACCUAGACUAGAGAUAAUUGAUUUGUUUAAUUUAACCCUUAUUUAUUAUAUGUCAGGACAGUUUUUGUGUCCCGGCAAGAAAUAUUUGGCGAGUUUAUUAAUGCAGAUUUAGCCAAGACUAACCUUAGUGAUUAGUCGAUGGUUUAAUGUAGACUUAGGCGAAAUAACCCGUGAACAAUGUGGUUGUUUUAUUAUUACCUUGCCCACGUCUGACAAAACGCGGUUAGUUUAGUUUAUUGAAGAGGUGCAAUCACGGAAUAUGUGAAUAUUUCAUUAAGGGACAGGUUAGGUUGAAAGGCCCGCAUUUUUUGUGCAUUACCUCUGGAAAAAACGUCUUCGACGGGGAGUAAUAUAAUUAAUUAAAAAAAGGGCGGGGAGCUGUCAGUUACAUCAUAUAUUAAAGGACCGAACUUCUCAAAUAUGGGAAUUGCUUAAAUUAACGAACUGGACCAGUAAUAUGUGAAUUUUUUUCGAAGGAUUCCACCCUGACUCAUACUUAAACCCUCUAUUUUAACCCUAAUUUCUCCAAAUAAAGACAAAUAGGGAUAUGAGUGAAUCGAAGAGGAAGAAAGCAGCGGCUGUGCAAAAUGUUGACUACGUUAUCCAGGUUCGAACCGGACCGACAGCAGUACAUCCACCACCGACAUCCAACGGGGGUGACGGAUUUAGUAACACCACUAGUACCACAAACAACUGCAACAACACCACCAGUGCCACUUUUUCUAACAAUACGACGAACAACAACAACAACAGUAACAACGCACAUUAUCACCAUGCAUAUAAUUGUUAUCACCAUCAUCAUCAUCAUCACCAGAGGGGACGGAGAAGUAUGGCUGCUUUGAACCAAAAUAAUGGCAGGACCCCUUUUACAAGAAUGAGUGGCCUUGACCGUGUUAGAAGAAUUGUUCAAGAGGAAGGACGGACAGCCAGGAAUCUUGUGCAGUACAAUUUACCACUCCAAGAGAGGCCUAUCAGUGAAAGAAGCAGCAGAGCAGUGACACGACAAUGGAGAAUGAGUUCCAAGCUGCGGUCUGUGUCGGUUUCAGCCAAAGACAAGAUGAUGUGUGGCAGUGGUAUUUCCACCCUCAAGUGCUUCCAGGAUUUAACUAAGUCACCAAAAUCUGACAGUAGUAACAAGAGAGCUGAUGUGAGGGCCCGCUAUUGGGCAUUUCUAUUUGACAAUCUUCAGCGUGCUGUCGACGCUAUUUAUGAAACUUGUGAACAAGAUGAAAGUGUUGUAGAAUGCAAGGAAGUGAUCAUGAUGUUGGAGCAGAGCACCAAAGAUUUUAACUGUUUAAUAAAAAGACUGCAGUUAUUACGAGAUUUUGAUAAUGCUGCCAAAGACGGUGACCGUCCUAUUUCAAUUGCUUGGGAAGUAAGAAAAAUGUCACCUGGUAAAACCACAUCUCACAGUCCGAUACAAGAUUGUUGUUCUCCGACAUCUGCCCAGCGGGUUCUCAACUUUGGCACAUCAAAUGCCACAAUUCAACCUUUGGAGUCUCCUGUGAAAUCACCCCUGGGCAACAGCUGGGCAGACCGAGUAAAGGGUAUAACAUCUGGACACAGUCCAGCUGUGAAUAACAGUGUCACCUCAAGUGUUGCCCCCAACGAUGAGUUGAACCAAGAGAACGAUGAUGAAGCAGAUGGCUGGGAGACUGUGCAGCGUGGAGGCAAAUCUAAGUCUCGAAACCACAACAAUAAUAACAACAGUAAUGUUGUUAAUAAUAAUAAUAAUAGUAGUCGAUCUGAAAAGUCUUAUCAUAAUAAUAAUAAUAACAGUAAUAACAAUGUAGCUGGUUUUGCGAAAAACCGACGGUCAGAAAAAUACUCAAAUAAUCGAACAUUUGUUGAAUCCAACAACAACAACAACAACAACAACCAUAGUUGUAGUAACAGUCAUAAUAAUAAUAAUAAUAAUUCAAAUUUCUCCAAGUCCACUGUUUAUCUUCCUGGUCAGAAGGACCGUGUCUUCAGCUCUUCACCAACUUCCAUACAUUCUAACUACAUUUUGCCAUGUGUUUCUGAUCAGAAACUCCACACUAACUGCCCCAAAUCUCCCCAGCCCCACAACAAUAACAAUAACAAGAACAACAGCAACCACACAAGAGCUCACCAUGGAAACCAUAUGACCCCAUUGUCGUCAUCGUCGUCGUCAGUGAAACACUCUGUCAGGUCCCCUCCGACUCCCUCGGGUGCAGUGGAGUAUGGAGGCCGGGCUAGCAGGACUCAAAGGCGUGAACACACUCCUGACCGAUUCUAUGGGAAUCGAACCUGGGACUCUGGGAUCGGCCUUCAUGAGAGGACGCAUAGUAAAGAGAGCGAGAAGGAGAAUAUCCCUGUGCUUGGUUGCGAUCUGGAUGCCAACGACGGAGAUGAUGAGGCUGAAGAUGAACUGUUGUUGGACAUUUAUGAACUUGAGGAUUACAACUCGUUGAAAGACGAGGAAUCGGACCAUGUUGUAUUCAGUGAAACUGAAGAACUACAUUCAAUGUCUUCCCAGAAAUCUCCAGAAAUCUCAGAUGACGACAAAGUGAAUUUUGAUGAGGAUGAAAAGAAAGCAUUUGCUGAACUGACUUCUGCCUUAGAUGAAGCUGACAAAUUAAGCAGUCAGUUGGAAUUGGCAAACCAACAAGAACAGAAUUGGCUUGAAAAACUGGCUCAAGAAGAGAGUACUCCGAUUGCUGAUGUUGAAACAGAAAAUGAAAUUGAGAACACUGAUCUGAAUUUAGAAGCUUUAGUCAAUUCAUGUGAAGAUUCUGAAAGUUAUAAGAGUAAGUCGUGGGGAGAAAUUGUCGACGAGGCUGACGCCAGAACUCCAGGACACGGCGUCCAUAUGCAUGAGAAACUUUCUUCUCCAUCUCGGAAACGGUCUCCCACUGAAAGGAAGAAGCGUCAUGAACAGAAGCAAGCCAAAGCACAGGAACUCCGUACAAAACUGAACCGAGAGAAGGCUGCUAGAUUAAAAGAAAUCUCAAGGAAGGUUGAAGAGGUUCGAGCUUGGAAAGAUGAUUUACUUCGUCAGAAAAAGGCUACCAUGGAACGGAAACUACUUCAGGCUGAAGAGAAACGCCAGAUGCAACUCAAAAUGAAGGCACAGAAGGCUCACGAUGAAGAGGCCAAGGCAAAUGAAAUUGCCUUUAUCAACUCUUUGGAGGCUCAAAACAAGAGGCAUGACAUUCUCUCGAAGCACCAGGAGUCUGAAGCCAGAUUGCAGGACAUGCAAGAAGAGCGUCAAAGAAAACAUGAAGAGAAGUUAGCCAAGGAAGCUGCAGUAGAAGAACGACGGAAAGCUCUGGAAGCUGAUCGUAAGAAGCGUCUCCAUGAGAUGCAGGAAAAGAGGAAGCAACGUGAUGCCAGGGUUAUCCAACAACUGCAAGAGAAAGAAAAGGAACGACUGGAGGUUCUACGGGCCAAAGAGCGAGAACGUGAAGAACGAUUGGCUGCUUUAAAUGCCCAGCAGCAAGCUCAGAUCCAAGAAUUACAGAAGAAAAUUCAACAGAAACAAGACGAAAGUACACAGCGCCAUCAGGAAAUUCUUCAACAAAUACGAGAGAAAGCUUUUGAGAUGAGUGUAUUGCGGCACUCGACUGAAGACCACAACGAAGCGCCACAGCUCACCCCAUACGACCAGAAGAAAUUGUGCAAAGUCUGUAAUGUUUUGAUUCUCUCAGAAGUCCAUCUUCUGAGCCAUUUGCGAGGCAAGAAACAUAAAGAGACCAUGUUACAAACUAUGUCAAAAGAAUUGGUCUCCAAACAAGAUAUAGAAACCUUUAACCUGAAACAUAUCAUUGAUGCCCCUGAUGCCAGCACCCACCCUGUAAUAGCCUCAGAGAGGGAAAGACAGAAAGCCCUAAAGAAGCGCUGUAAGAAACUGCGUCAACGAAUGAUGCUAAGAGGAGUUGAAUAUGAGAAUUCUCUUUCUGGGAAAACUCAAAUUGCUGAAUCUGAACACAAAGCCAAGUUGCAAAAAUCCAUCAAAGAUGUAAAUAAGUACCUGCAGAACUGUGAUAAUGGUCCUUGGCCUCAGAACCGUGUAUCUGCUUUGGACAGGGCACUGAAUGAAGUCAGCAGAAUCUUUGAUAAGAAGCUUCCAAAUGAUGACCAAUUCAGUUUUCGUAUUCUGGGAGGACUGACAACACUGAGUCGCUUACUUAUUCUCAUGGAUGGACCUUCAAAUGCAACUUCAGUUAUUCCUCUCAAGUCUUUGGUUUUGUCAUGCUCUGUGUUCAGACAGGUGUGCAAGGGAUGUUAUGAUAACUGUCACUAUAUGUUGUUUAGUAAUAAGAUUGGUAUUCUCGUAGACCUCCUCAUACAUCAGUUAACAAAUCUGCUUCCAGACAACCAUUCUUCUGGAGACAAACCUAACUCUGGACCCAAUACCAAGUUGCCUUCUGAUUCUCUUUCCAUUAGCUUGAUGCAGUUGAUCUCUUCCAUACUGUCAUGUUUGGCCAAAAACAAUCCAUUGAGUAACUCAAGCGAAGCCUCUGUUGAACGAAUGAGCAGCAGUGGAGAUGCCUUCCUUAACCGAGGCAAUGACCUUAUCAGGUAAAUGGCUCUUUGUUUCCCUUGC